AUGGCCAUCCACACAUCCUACGAGGUCCUCAGUCAGUCCUUCAACUUCGCAACAGAGGACCAGCGACAAUGGUGGCACCACACUGCGCCGGUCUUCGUAAAGAGCAUGACCGAUGCGCAGUACUCACGCGACGCACAGUACAAGCAGCUCACUUUCUUCUACCACUGCGUCCUACCGCACCUAGGCCAAUUCCCUGUCAAAAUAAACAGCGGCAAGCCCAGCAAGCAACGUUAUAAAAGCAACCUAAGCCCUUACGGCCUUCCAUUCGAAUUCAGCCUUAACUUCCCCGAGCUGACAGUCCGUUACUCGUACGAGCCCAUCGGCCCCGAGGCUGGCACAAUGGCGGACCCCUUCAACGUCGACAAAAUGGGGCCAGUCAUUGGCGACCUCGCACACUUCACCCCGAGCAUAGACACGACACUCUUCCGCAAACUGGCAGACCUCCUCCUGUUAUCCAGAGAGGAAGCGAAGAAACUUAUCUCGCAGCCCGGGUUUACGCCUGGGGGCCCCGCACGUGGGCAGUACCAGUUUGCCGUGGAUAUGAAGGGCGAGCGGCCGAUGCUGAAGGGGUACUUCUUUACAACGAUGAAGAGUCUGGCGACGGGGAUUUCGGCUGAUCGGCUUAUUGCCAAUGCAAUUAGGGCUGUUGAUCAAGCAGGGAAGCUUGCAGCUCCGCUGGCAGAGAUGGAGAGUUAUACACAGAGCCGUGCCGCAUCCACGUUUAUUACGGGAUACCUGGGUUGCGACAUGAUUGACCCAGCACGGGCCCGGCUAAAAGUGUAUGCGUCCGACAGCGAAGUGACCUUUGAGCGGCUCAUCGACCUCUGGACUCUGGGCGGGCGGAUUCCCAAUGAGGCGACCACCACGGGAAGGCAAGGAAAGGGACUCGAGGCGCUGCGCGAGUUAUGGGACCUUCUGCAGAUCCCACCAGGGAUCCGAGAGAUGAAGGUCGAACACAUGGAACUAGGCGAUCCGCCCAAGUCACUGCUACCGGUAAUAGUGAACUACACCCUUCUCCCCAACAAGCCCUACCCCGAACCGCAGGUGUAUCUGGUGCCGUUUGGCUUGCCGGAUAUGCAGAUUGCAGAAGCGCUCACGCAGUUCUUUGUGCGAAUGGGAUGGGAAGAGGCUGCGAAAACAUACAAGGAGAAUCUGUUCUCUUACUAG
Molecule: messenger RNA, 1167 nt
Organism: Aspergillus calidoustus
Lineage: Eukaryota; Fungi; Ascomycota; Eurotiomycetes; Eurotiales; Aspergillaceae
Source: the annotation of a GenBank genome assembly